Dinoponera quadriceps is the source of this 6243-nucleotide messenger RNA. RefSeq names its product probable histone-lysine N-methyltransferase CG1716 (gene Set2). Gene Ontology annotation, cellular component: chromosome; nucleus. The record is from RefSeq and is a predicted model, not a curated record. The coding region runs from base 115 to 5586 and encodes 1823 amino acids. Gene Ontology annotation, biological process: regulation of DNA-templated transcription. The transcript has 14 exons. Lineage: Eukaryota; Metazoa; Arthropoda; Insecta; Hymenoptera; Formicidae. Gene Ontology annotation, molecular function: histone H3K36 methyltransferase activity; protein binding.
AGACAGCGUCCGUUUGAGAAUACAUAUUGAGUAUCCCGAAUAAUGAAUAUUACCUUAGAAUUGCAGAACACAGUUUUAGAAGCAUACGACUGAGAGUAUAUAUAUGGAAUCAAAAUGGCACGCAGACGUAAAACUGAAGUUAAAGCAUCUGUAAAAUCAUCAUCCAAUAAAUAUGUACCUGUACGCAAAUCCAGUAGACAAAUAGCCAAGAAGCAGUUGGAAGAGAAGAAAAACGGGGAGAUUUCACAGACAUCUUGCUUAAACAAUUCCGACGAUUCUAAAUCUAUGAGUGAUGAUCAUAGCCAAGUCCCAUCAAGAAAAAAUCAAAAUUCUCAGAAGAAGUAUAGUAAGCAUAAAGGUACUUCUAAUAAUAGCAUAGCCAUGAGUGACGAAAGCGCUGUAUACGAUGCUUCUGAAUGUAAACGAGACGCAGGAGAGAGCGACAGUCAAGAUGAUACAGAUAACAUAAUUAAUAAAUCAGAGAAACUUAGCCCAGAGGAUGUACGACAAGUUGUAGUUGGUAACACAAAUCCUCCAAGCAUUGAAUCCUUACCUGCGCCAAUAUCAGCCGAGAUGGAAGUAUGGUCAGAGGAUAUCAUAGAGGAGACGAUAAUCUGUGAAGAAAUGGAAGUGGAAGAGGAUGGUGCUAAUUUACCGCAAGAUAAUGUUAUGAUUGAACAAGUGCUGCUUGUGAAUGAACCUAAUCUGGAAGGCAAGGAUUUUGUGGAAUUUACUGUGAUACAAAAUGAGGACGGUACUAAGUCUAUGGUGAUGGCACCUAAAUCUGAAGACGUUUCAAACGAUGAGUACCGCGUUAUUCAAGAAAGUGUUAAUAGUGUGUGUGCCAGUGAACCAGAAAAUUCCAUAUCAAUGAUGCAUACAGACGAAUCAGUGGUUUCAAGCAGUGAGAAGUGUGACAUUAUAGAUUCCGAUGUAGACAAACCGUAUAUUAACAAAAAGAAAACAGUAUUAGAAGAUAAGGUUGGUAAGAAGCAGAAGAGUGGCAAGACAAUUUACGACAAAAUAAGACAGGAAAUUUCGGAAUCGAUGUCUGAUCCAGUUCAAAUAUGUCCUAUCAAGGAUUAUUCUGGCUCUACUAACGAGUUGUUGCCAGAUAGCUGCAAGUGGGAAAAUAAAAACUUGCAAACAAGUGCGUAUAAAGAUUUGUCAAAGGAAGACACAGUUUCCAAUCUAGAUAACAAACUGGCAGAUAUGCAGAUAAGUGAAAAUAUAAGUUCGAAGGAAAUACAAAAGUUGGUGAAUGAUCUUUCUAGCGUGGAAAGUAUUGACUCUCCAGUACAAACUCCUUUAAAUGUAGAAAAACUGUCGCCGGUACAUAUUGAUGAUGAAAGCAGUUCGUCGAUAUUAGAUAAAAUGGAGCAACUGCAUCGUUCAAAUAAUUCUAUUAGCUCUCACGUUACAGACAUAUUUUCGAAAGUUAUAGAGCCCAUUAAUAUAAUAAAUCAAGAGCAAGAUAUUUUAAAGUCCAGUUCUUGCAAUGAUAAAAUACAAUGUACAGAUCAGAUAUCGUUGAAAUCGAAAAUUAUGCAAGAUAAGAGAAAUACAAGUCAACAGAAAAACAUCGAGGCUUUAGGACUCAUUGAUGAUUUACAAGAUAGUGAAGGAGACAACAACAAAAUCGAUAGUGAAGAUAUGAAGUUAUGUAGUAGCAGUGAAAAUAGUAACGACACAUUGGUGUCGCUAACUAAUUGUAAGAUUCGGGAGCUUGAUGUAAAAAAUGUAGCGAGCAAUGUAAAUGAUAUCGACAAGAGGGUUGAAUUUAGAAGCCGUAGUGGAAGUACUGAUACAACAGGUUCCGAAAGUGGCUCAAACAGUUCGGGUGUAAGGCGAAGCAGUAGAAUUCGAUCUAUUGGAUUGAUGAAACAAAGAUCUCGUGGACGUGGCUUGGUUACAAAACCUAGUAUAGACACUUCGAAAGCAACUCUUCAACAAGAAAAAGUAGUUAAUAAUAUAAAUCCUGCAAUUGCUCAGGAAAUAAAAAUAGAUAACUCCGAAGCGCAAUGUGAUAAGGAAAAUAGUUCUAACAAGAUAUCGACGUCACUUGAUACUUUAGUACCGUUGAGUACUACUUACAACACUACAGGAUACGAUUCUGAUUCUUCAAAGCCAGUUAAAGUAAAAUCUCGCUGGCGAAGAUCGAGCGAACUCGAAAUGGGCAGUUCGAGUGCGGGUUUUGUUACUGCUUCUGUGUCAAUGCUCGGGUCAUCUGUUACACCUUUAUCUGAAUCAGCACGUUCUGUGUCUAUUACUGUAGGGGAAUCCACGUCCACAGAAUCGAAACAUAAUAUCGUCAGCACAAAUAUAAAAGUUAAUAUAGAAACAGAGCAAGUUAAAGACACAUCAUUAACAUCUAGUAACAUUUCUACUGUUUCAACGAUAGCACAAAUUCCAAAGACUAUUGGAGCAAAAAUUCCUUUGCCGAUGGUUCUUGAAACAGAGGAUAGAGAAAUGGAAGAAAGACUGAGUCAGUUUGAGCACUUGCGUGAAAAUUUAUAUCUUACUGAAAGAUAUACAAACAAGGAAACUAAAAGAAUGGUAUGCGACUGUUUCUUAACUGAAGAAGAAAUCGAGAGAGGGGAACUUGGUUGUGGAGAGGAUUGCCUUAAUAGACUUCUCAUGAUAGAAUGCGGACCUAGAUGUGUAGUAGGAGAUAGAUGUACAAAUAAGAGAUUUCAAAAUUGUGAAUAUGCCAAGUGUGAAGUAUUCCGCACAGAGAAGAAGGGCUUUGGAUUGCGCGCUAUUAUUGAUAUAAUGGCAGGCGAGUUUAUAAUGGAAUAUGUAGGUGAGGUCGUGGAUCCGAAAGAUUUCAAACGUAGGGCAAAAGAGUAUUCCAAAGAUAAAAACAGACAUUACUAUUUCAUGGCGCUAAAAUCUGACCAGAUUAUAGAUGCUACCAUGAAAGGGAAUGUAUCCAGAUUCAUUAAUCAUAGUUGUGAUCCAAAUGCAGAGACACAAAAGUGGACGGUGAAUGGAGAAUUACGAAUAGGAUUUUUUAAUAAAAAAUUCAUAGCUGCUGGUGAAGAAAUUACGUUUGAUUACCAUUUUCAACGAUAUGGAAAAGAAGCUCAGAAGUGUUAUUGCGAAGCACCGAAUUGUCGAGGUUGGAUAGGUGAGACACCUGAGGAGGAGAAGGAGAAGAUCGAGAAGAAAGAGAAGCGUGAAAAGGAUAUAAAGAAGAAGAAAGAAGAGAAGAAACCUGCUGAUUAUAUGGAGGAUGAAGAUUUGGAGGAAGAAAUAGAUAAGCUGUGUUCGGGCGGUUUGAAGAAUCGUGCGCAUACAUUGACAUUAAGCAGAUUAAUGGUUCGUAGCCGAGAACUAGAACACAGAACGCGUUUACUGCGUCUCAUACAAAGCGGCGUACAACCAUGUCGAAGAUUAUUUCUGGAUUAUCACGGUUUGCGUUUAAUCUGGAGUUACGUCAUGGAUAUCGCAACGAAUGAUACAGAAGAGGCUCAACAAUUUCGUCUAGAAGUGUUGAAAACUCUAAAUACACUGCCAAUACCCAACAAGACGAUGUUGAUGGAUAGUAAGAUAUAUGGUGUAAUCGAGAAAUGGGCGAAAGGAUUGUAUCUUUCUCCAAAUGCCGAUUCUCCGGAGGAUGAUCAAGUUAAAUUAAAGUUGAGCUGCGAAGAUUCGAGCAGUAAUUCUGACAGCAACGAAAAGAAGAGUCCUGAAUGCUUAAACGACAUUCCAGAUAAGCGCAAUAACAAUAUUGAGAGUUGUUUGGCAGUUAACGAAAUUAAAUUAGAAGCUUCAGAACAAACCGUUAUUUCGGAUUUAGCUUCUAGUCUUCUUGCUGAGUGGUCCAAUCUUAAAGAAGUCUUCAGGAUACCGAAGAAAGAAAGGAUUGAACAAAUGAAAGAGCAUGAAAGAGAAGCAGAUCGCGGGUAUAGAGAAGAAUUGGAGAAAGAAGACAAGAGAGGGACAUCGUACGAUAGGCAUAGAUCUGAUAGAUAUAGUCGAAGUGAAGUAGACAAACGUGGCGAUAGAAGAAGAGGACGAGAAUCUCCGGAAACUGAGCAUAUUAGAAUAAAAGAGAAAAGAGUCGAAGAACGAAGUAGCUUAGUUCCUGUACCACGGAUGACAAAGUAUGAGCGUAGGCAAUUAUUUGCACUGCAAGUUGCGAAAGAGGAGGAGGAGAGGCAACGUCGGCAACAACAAGAAUCGUGGCAAGAGCACGAGAACAGAUGUUUGGCACUGGGUAUAGACCCCCAUACCACUGCCAUGGUUGAUCCUCAAACUGGCUAUCCUGUUUUUUAUAAUCACUCGUUAGGUCAAUGGCAGCAUUAUUCUACUCAAGACGGAGGAGAGGUAACGCAACAGUGUACUCCUGUAUAUGUAGGCCCUCAAUCUACUAAUAUAAUAGGCCAAACCUCUCAUGUAUUACCAUCGACAAUGACAACCGAUAUAUCGUCCGGCAUUACAAGCGGCAUUCCGCCCGGUGUGCCACCAGUAGCUUACUCAUUAAGUCAGACAACUGUGUUCAGUCAGACAACAUCUUCCUAUUCUUUGAUAUCACACCCGCAGCCGUAUUCCGAGGGACAACUACCUCUUCCGAAUAGUUUAGUGUCUGUUCACGGUGGAACACCUACUGUAUCAAUUCAAACGUCCCUUUAUAAUCACAUCGAGAAACCUGCUGAUCAACAAUUUGCAUCUGCGGAAAAUCGACCGCCGCAACCUGAAGUUCCGCCAAUCGAUCUGCCGCCGAAAUGGAAGAGUGCAACAGACAGCAGAGGUAGAACGUACUAUUAUCAUGUGAAAGAAAGAAUAUCGCAGUGGCUACCUCCACCACCUGAUCACAUCGGGGUGCAACCAGACUCUUCGUCUACCUCGGAAUCUAGCGAAGAAUCUAGCUCGUCGAACGAAGAUGACGAAGACCUCGAUGAUGAUCAUACCGAGGAACAAAAGAAUGACGAUAUAGAGACAAGCAGUGUUUCAGUAGAAAGUCUUUCGAGCGCAUCUAGGUCAAAUAUAUCUAAAAAGUUAGGUGGUCACAAUCUGACUGGAAGUUCACUGCCGCUUAUCGAGCCUAAGAAAAGAAGAGAAGGACUGGUACAGGAAAGAAUUAUUAGUCCACGUAGGGAAGAGGAUCGUAUUGACCACAAGGUUUACAAAGAAAUAAAGGAGAAAUUACGACGGCAGAAGGAGAGAGCAAAAUUGAAAGACCAUGUUGAGAAGUUGAGGAAACAUCGACGGAGUAACAAAUCGAAAUCUCAUUCGCGACAUGGAUUAAGCAAGUUGCAAUCGACAUCAGCCGAAAUGUCUCCUAUGUCCGAAAGAAAAAUUAAGGAUACAUUUAGAAUAAAUAUGGCUAAUGUAAUGGUGCACUUUUUAAAUCCGUAUAGAAAGAAUGAUUGCAAACAAGGUAGAAUAACUAACACUGAAGAUUUUAAACAUCUAGCUAGAAAGCUGACACAUUUUGUACUCGCAAAGGAAUUAAAACAUUGUAAAAGUGUUGAUGAAUUGCAAUGCAAUGAAAACGUUAAGCACAAAGCAAAAGACUUUGUACGUAAGUACAUGAGCAAAUUUGGCGCAGUGUAUCAGAAAGGUACAGAUGAAGAUUAGCUGUGUAAUUUAUAAAACGAAAUUGUUAUUUAUUGCACGGGCUCUUUACUUUGUCUAUUAUGACAUAUAUUUAGGUAAUGCUCGUAUGUAGAUAAUACAUUUGUAACUGCAUUAUUGUAAAAUAGGCAAGUUUGUAUAUGCGUGAUAAACAUUUUCAUGAUUUAGCGGUUAAUAAAUUAGCAAAUUUUUAAUUUCCCAUAACUUUAUGUGUAUAUUUGAAUACACAUUUAUUUACAUGCCGACUAUGCAUGUUGUACCUUUUAUAAAUAUUGUAACUUAUAUACCAAUACAGUGUAAAAUACAUACUUGGAUAGUUGUAUAAGAUACUAUUUGACCUACCUUUUUCAAUAUUUAUCUUGUAGUUAAUAUUCAGCCAAUAUUUAUUUAUAUAAUGUUACAAAACAAAUCUUGUAAAUAAUAGAUUACACAUAACUUUUCAACUGCUUAACAACUUGGUUGCUGCUGUAUGUGCUUUUUGGCUUAUGUAACGUUUACAAAAAACCAAACCAAGCGGAAGGGUAAAUCUCUUGCAUUUAUAAAUUUAACUUUAUAUUAUCAACACAUUUUGUCUAUACAUGGUACAAAAAAUUGAUUCUGUGAUGCGUGAUCUUCGAAACGAAAGCAAUGUAAAGUAUCGAAUAAAAAGAACUAUGUUUA